Messenger RNA from Tachysurus fulvidraco (yellow catfish), 3969 nucleotides. RefSeq names its product Rho related BTB domain containing 3 (gene rhobtb3). Gene Ontology annotation, cellular component: cytoplasm. The record is from RefSeq and is a predicted model, not a curated record. Gene Ontology annotation, molecular function: ubiquitin protein ligase binding. The transcript is spliced from 12 exons. NCBI's taxonomy places the organism in Eukaryota, Metazoa, Chordata, Actinopteri, Siluriformes, Bagridae. Bases 121 to 2001 code for a protein of 626 amino acids. Gene Ontology annotation, biological process: proteasome-mediated ubiquitin-dependent protein catabolic process; regulation of proteolysis.
GGAACUCGCUCGGGGUCGCGUUUAAUGUGGAUUUCGAUGGAUUUGUGCUGUCGGGCUUGAUUGCGGAAAAAACCGUCUGAUGGGAAAACGUGGCGCUUGAGGACGUGCUCACCAAGCUUCAUGCUCUCAGCUCAGGGGACCAUGUCUGUCCACAUAGUGGCCCUGGGCAGCGAGUGUCCAGGGGGUGUGGGGUCUGGAGAGGAGCCUGCUGCUCCAGCACAGGUGCAAGGGGGGCUGCUGUGGAGCUACCUGGGUCAUGGAGCCAGAGAGCUGGACCCCACCUCCUCCACUCCUUCUAGACAUCCACUGAAUCCAGCAUUUAUGGAGUACCAGUCUAGAGUUUUUGGAGAUGUCAGAGUGAUGGUGCGCGAUUGCCCUAGCUGGGACUUGCUGGACAGUGACUGGGCCAGUGUGCGGAGUGUUUUGGAGCAAGCUGAUAUUGUGGUCAUUAAGUAUUCAGUAAAUGACAAGCUGGCCUUCCAGCAGGUCCGAAAUGGCUACGCCCCUCGUCUCCGCCCCCUUCUGCGCCACUGGGGCAUGCCCGUCAUCCUGGUAGCAGUUGGUGCACGACUUAACGAUGAAGGGCCACCAUGCACCUGCCCCCUCUGCGCGUCCGACUGGAGCACUUGUGUUCCUCACGGCGAGGGACUUCAGCUGUCUCGAGACCUGGGUGCCACCUACCUGGAGUUACCAUCUCUCAAUAAUUUCUUUGUGGGUCGCUACUUUGGCAGUGUGCUUGAAUACUUCAUGAUUCAGUGUCUGAAGCAGAGAGCGAAAGAGCGACCUGACAAGAGGCGGGGUCAACGGUUUAAUGAGCCCCGCCCUCCACACUUGGACCAACCAGCUCGUCUUCCUCCUGUGCGAGUGGAGGAGUCCAGCUUCUCUCAGGAUCUGCAGUGGUUGCUGGAGCGUGGUGCGCAGUUUGCUGAUGUGGUCUUUUAUGCUGGGGAUUCUGGGAAAGAGCUGGGAUGGGCACAUGCUGCUGUGUUAAGCGCAGUUAGCCCCUAUUUCAAGCAGCUGUUGGUGGGAAGGCAGGCAUGGGAGAGGCCCAUGUCCCGAUGUGCUUGUCGGGAAAGAGACAGCCCUCACUCUCUGCUGUCCACUUGGGAUGGCGGCUUGGAUGACCUGACCCGGGCAGACGGCCACCUACCUGGGCAACUGUCCCGGCUGGUUGUGAAGGACCCGCUGCUGUGUAUAUGCAUGUGGGAGACGCUUAUGUUUCUCUACAGAGGAGCUUGGGAGUGGGAGUUUCUGGAGGAGGCUUUGGCUGAGAAGCUCAAGAACCCUUUAGCAAUAGCCCAGCUGAUGGAUCGAAUACGCUCAUUUGUUGGGAGGGAAAAGGCCCUCAGGGACCCGACUGCUCCACGAUCUCAGCCUGUUUCUCAAACAUUGGGAAACAUCUUCAACUCCCCUCUCUACUCUGAUGUCAUUUUCAUGGUGCAAGGGAGUGUCCUGCCUGCACAUAGAGCUGUGCUUGUGGCUCGCUGUGACGUCAUGGCAGCUAUGUUCAGCGGCAAAUACGCAGAAGCGAGGAACCGAGUGGUUCCCAUACACGGGGUGUCCUCUGACACCUUCCUCGCCUUUCUGGAGUAUCUCUACACAGACACCUGCUGUCCAGCCAGUGUGUUGCAGGCUAUGGCGGUACUCGUCUGUGCAGAGAUGUACCAAGUGAAGCGUCUGCAGCACCUCUGUGAGGUGUGUGUGUGUGCGUAUUUGCAGAGCAUGCCCAGUCGGGAGCUGGCCUCCACUAGCAUCAGUGUCAUCCGCUUACUGAGGAGAGCAAAGUGUCACAAUGCUGACCAGCUGUAUGUCUGGCUCCUCCACUUCAUUGCCAAUAAUUACCUGAUCUUCAGCCACAAACCCGACUUCCUGGAGCUUUCAGAGGAGGAGCGGGAGCAGGUGGAGCGGCUACGCUGGCCCUCAAGAGGCUACCUGCAGGAGCUCAGCGAGUACCAACAGCGCAGACGGCAUCUGCGCAAGUCCCGCUGCAGCAUCAUGUGAGGUCCCACAGGCGGCACGCUAAAGACAAGGACGAGAGAAAGUGCAAAGACGAGUCACAGACAUGCUCAAAACCUCUGACCUUUAAUCCAGUGACAUUAGCACACAGUCAUAUAAUCUCAGAGACCCCAAGCGGACACUGUGGCCUAAUGUUUCUCUCGGUGCCCUAUGACACGGAUCUGGCUUUGUGUACACAGAGACGAACUGUUCCUCCGAACGGAGACUAUUUACUACAAUAACCACGGAAGAAACACUAAGUGAGCGGACGUCAAGGACGAUCUAAAGCUCGGAGGCCGAACGUGAAGCCAAAAUCAUGCCAUUAGAGAUUCCCAUUUGAACAAACAGUAACUCCAAAUCAAUUUCUGUUGGAUUUGGAGUAGAGUGUGAACACUGAGGUUUUGUAAAAUAACACUGAAUGAAAUUUCAAGCUUGAGGAAAUAUAUUUACAAUGUUUAAAAUUUACAGUGAUGGCAUAUAUUCGAAAUGUCCAGAUUUAUAAUAUGAUAUAAUCAGAAUAAUUAUAUAAUCUUUAUAUAAUCAUUCAUAUUCUUUGCUUUGUUUUUCUUUUAUUAUAACAUCCUUUACAACGAGUGAAAUCAGUCAUAUCUACAUAAGAAACAUGUCAAAAGGUGUCUGGAGAUUUUGUCAUGGAUAGAUUAUUCUUUUUCUGGGGGAACCUAUCCCAUGAAUUCCGUAUCCACAGGACACCCUGGACAUGUCCCAGUUAUAUGCAGGGCGCUCACACACACACACACACACACACACACACACACACACACACACACACACACACACACACACACACACACACACACACACACACACACACACACGCUCGUGGUUACACACUACUGCCGAUCAGCUUCUGAAGCAUGUCCUUCGGACUGUGGGAGGAACCCGGAGUACCCAGAGGAAACCACUGAAGCACGAAGAGAACAUGCAAACUCCAGGCAAGAAGGGUGAAGAGCCAGGACUCGAACCCCCAACCCUGGAGGUGUUAGGCUAACAACUUGAUUAUCAGGUUAUUCAGUAUGUAUAUUACUACUUUUUUUAGUUUUACUCUGGGUUUACUAACAGCUUACAAUACAUUAAUGUUUCAAAUAAAAACAGAGCUUUCAAGUGAGCUAUUCAGUUACUCAGUAGCAGCUUGGGUUGGAUCUUCUGACUGAGAUUUAGGGGUUGCUCUUUCGACAUAUCAAUCUUGAUAUUUUAGCAAAACUGUCUAGAAUUAUUUAUUCAGAAGUUCUUUAUCCUGGUCAUGGGUGAAAGCAGAUCUAUCCCAAAAACACCAGGUGCGAGGUGUAAAGGCAAUACCGUCUGGAUGGGACACCAAUUCAUCAAACAUUGAUUUAAACACACAUUCAGAAUUUAGAGUAACCAGUCCACGUGCUGUAAUGUUUUCUGGACAGCUGUAGCGUGUGUGCGACGCAAGCUCGGGUUGAAACCCUGGCCCUGGGCAGAAACCCUGGCCCCGGGCACUGGCUUCCUUGUCGUUCCUCAGGCAUGAAAUUUACCUCCAUAUUCCAAAUGUGACCAAAUUCAAAGCAAUAUUCAAAGUGAGAUUUCUGAUGGCAUGAUUUCGAACUCACUCCAAGCUAGAAUACGCUCCCAAAGUGUUGAACAGGGUAGGGUCAAACACAUCCUCUCCAGAGAUGUUUCACACAUCCUCAUGGUCUGCCAUGGUCUCUUCUUGGUGAGAAUUUCUUUGAUCCGUCGGUUACUCUUGCAAAACUUCAAAUGUUUAUUUUUUUUGCCAUGAGAUUAUAAUUUUUCGGCGAUGCGAACUAUUUUUCUAACAUGUACAUCAGGUUUUUAUUUAGGGGAAAUCUGUAUGUAUGUAUUAUGUAUCCAGCAUGUGGAUUGUUACGUGCAGUCGGUGUGUUGGAUUUAGAGCCUGUUUCUGGCUGUCUGUAGUCUAGUGUAGUUCUGUCGAUCUUCAUCUCAAACUGAAUAAAGGCAUUUUAGAAGGAA